Molecule: messenger RNA, 1570 nt
Organism: Ogataea polymorpha
Lineage: Eukaryota; Fungi; Ascomycota; Pichiomycetes; Pichiales; Pichiaceae
Exons: 1
Coding region: 82-1425 (447 amino acids)
Biological process (GO): DNA-templated transcription; positive regulation of transcription by RNA polymerase II
Cellular component (GO): nucleus
Molecular function (GO): zinc ion binding; sequence-specific DNA binding
Source: RefSeq, a predicted model, not a curated record
UCAGAUCUCUGUGCUUGGCUAUUAAACUUUUUCUUCCAUAAGGUAAAUCCCCUAUUUUGCAUGAUUCAUCAGCCUGUAUUUAUGGACCAAUACCAUAAGUAUGUUAAUGAUCUGAUAAUUGCAGCAGACACAAAAGCUGCAAAGCUAUUUAAUGCUAUCCUCUAUUUGAUAUUUGCAAUAGCCAUUAGAUUUUCAGAAAAUCAUCCACAAAGACCAAAUAGGAUUUCUGUGGAACUCAAACCUGGAAUGGAGGAAGAUCUGUUUCAUUCAGCAUAUGAAACCGUGUCGAAAUUAAGUUUUGAGUGGCAGUCCCUUGAAUUAAUUCAAUCAUGGGUUUUGAUAACAUUCUAUUUAAGAGCAGCGCACCGUCAAACUUCAUCAUAUACUUCACUGGGAUCUGCUAUUAGAAUGUGUAAAGGAAUGUUGCUCAACAUUGAGAUCAACAACAAUGCCAACAGAGACCAAGCGUAUGAAGAAAUCAAAGCUAAAAGGAUGUUUUGGUUGGUUUAUACUUGGGACAGAUUGUACUCUUGGCAAAGCGGAAGACAGUGUGAAAUCCAAGACGAAUCAAUCAAUAGAGAAUUCCCCCCAUUAGAUGGAACCUCAUGUAGCGAUGGAUGGUUGCAAAAGCCGGCACUUUCAAUGAUUUACUUAGGGAGAUAUUCAGGCAGACUACAGCAACAUGCUUUUGGAAACAAGAAUGUCGAUGAAACCUUUUUGAAAAAUAUUGCAGCUGAGCUCUCGCAAGUUAAAAGCUGGUGUGACUCAAAUAUGUCCUGCGAUGAAUUUGAUCGGCUGCUGUUGGAUCAAGUAUACUUAACUUAUCAUGACAUAUAUUUGUCACUUUACAAUAAGCAACUCCUAGGAUUAAUUGACUGCCAUUCCUGCGUCGAGUGGUGCUACUCCGAUGCUUUUCUUCUUAAAGAUCAGAGCCAACAGACGCUUGAUAUCUUUGAAAACAUGAGGAGCAGGGCAGAACUGGAAGUCCCAUGGUGGAUGAAUUUGUCUCUUAUGUUCAAUAUCUCCCUAAUAAGUGUCAUUUUAAUAUACUCAGGUAUUGAAACCGAGGAAUUUGCGGACACUUUCAGGAGAGCAAUCAGCUUGCUCAAUGCGGUCAAAGGAAAAGCAUCAAUGUCUACAGAAUGUGUGUGGGCGAUCAAAACUCUGAACCACAUGUGUUUUUUGAGAAUGCAAAAAACAGCCAAUUCUUUGGCCCAAAUUGGAAUUGAUCACGGCCCAAGUACUGUGAACCAACAUCGGUUCUUAGAGUUUGAUCAUGUUGGGCGAGGACCUAGUGAUCAAAUCAUUGCCAGCUCCCCAACUGGUAGCUUGUCGGGAAUUAAAUCAUCCAGCAUGCUAGACAACGAAAUUGAUGCUAAUGAAUGUCUAAACUGGUUUGAUCCUUGGCUGGAGGAAGUAUUCUGAAUCCUCAAAAAUGAACAUCUUGUUGUUAGCUGGAACUUCUGGCCUUCAUUGAAUUAUCUUUUACCUUGAAAACUCUAGGUUGCAUAGUCUGCAUAUGGAAGUCGACGAGCGCUACCAGAUUUUAUGUAGAGAAAUUAUAAUUAAU